AGUAGAAGCAUGUGGAUUGGGAUAUGUUAUAACUGGUAUUCAGUUAUAGUCAAUCUCUCAUACUCUAGCUGUGCUAUGACAUUGAACAUUACUCUUCAGAUAUAGUCUGAAAUCUAGCUAUACACCGCAUCACACACCCACCCUAUCUCACCUCGCAAUGAGCACCCCAGAGCCUCCCAAGAUCAGGCCAGUGCAAGACCCGACCUUGAAACCGCGCCGGCCAAAAGGCCAGGAGAAAUCUUCGGAUGAGGAUCCGGAUGUUAUCUUGAAGCGGUUCGAGGCCGAUGGGGUUAACCAGAUGUAUCCCGACGAUCCGAAGGAUAAACGCCAUUUCGAAGCGAUGAAAGCCAAACAGACGUCAAAGUUCUACGACCCGUGCAAGUUGAGUGCUCAAAUGUCGCUGAGCUGUCUCGACCGUAAUCGAUACAACACCAAGCGCGCAAAGGAAAACUGCAAGGAGUAUUUCGAAGCCUACAAGGAAUGCAAAACUGAAUGGCUUGCGUCAAGGAGAAACUACCGAAGACAAGAGAGUUGA
Myxozyma melibiosi is the source of this 535-nucleotide messenger RNA. RefSeq lists its product as uncharacterized. The record is from RefSeq and is a predicted model, not a curated record. Lineage: Eukaryota; Fungi; Ascomycota; Lipomycetes; Lipomycetales; Lipomycetaceae. Bases 158 to 535 code for a protein of 125 amino acids. The transcript is spliced from 3 exons. Gene Ontology annotation, biological process: mitochondrial respiratory chain complex assembly. Gene Ontology annotation, cellular component: mitochondrion.